GCUAGAGAACGUCACGUAGCCACUUUCACAGAGAGCCAAGAUGCACUGGGAGCAAGUGAGACGAGGUGCGGCUGGCGACUCGUGGCUCUCAGUUGCUCUCAACCUCCCCUGCUUCACCGCCACGCAACUCACGAGCUUUUGUGUAUACAUACUGCCACCACCAUCACUGCAGCAAGCGUUCUCCUUGCCACACUUACCAAGCCACUUCCAGUACCUUCCUGGAGCACCACCACCAACCACCACCACCAUCACCAGCACCACCACCACCAUCCCUCCCUCCCCCCUCCCGCCUGGCAGAGGAUCAGAGACACGUCGCCAGUAUGUGUUCCUCUUUGUACUGGAGAAACUUAGACUAUAAACAUCUCUGGUCAUCACACAGCCAGGUAAGAACAGCAAGAUUUUAUACUUGUCUUUUCCAUGGAGAGAGAAAAAAAAAAAAAAUAAUAAUAAUAAUAAUAAAAAAAUAAAUAAAUAAUAAAAAAAAAAAAAGUAAAUCAGACUAGACAGAUUCAUUCCUUAUUCAUAUAUAAAUAUGGUUCUUAGAAAGGGAACGCAGUCAUCAAGUUCUGGUACACAGAAAACACAGCUCUUACAUUUAAUAGAAA
Messenger RNA from Scylla paramamosain (green mud crab), 605 nucleotides. RefSeq lists its product as uncharacterized. Lineage: Eukaryota; Metazoa; Arthropoda; Malacostraca; Decapoda; Portunidae. Bases 41 to 358 code for a protein of 105 amino acids. The record is from RefSeq and is a predicted model, not a curated record. The transcript has 3 exons.